Molecule: messenger RNA, 447 nt
Organism: Penicillium nucicola
Lineage: Eukaryota; Fungi; Ascomycota; Eurotiomycetes; Eurotiales; Aspergillaceae
Exons: 3
Coding region: 1-447 (148 amino acids)
Source: RefSeq, a predicted model, not a curated record
AUGAAAAAUGUUUCCAUUCCCACCCUUAUCAUGGGGGAAGUUCCGGUUGAUCAAAUUGGUCUUUCCUCGAAACCUCACGAUGAAUUUCUUUAUCUAGCAGUACUGGUAUAUGGCCGGGAUGACCGUGCACCUUGCAGUCUCGAUGACAGAAUCUACCUUGCCAAAACAAUGCGAAGCUUUGUGCCGUACUUUGUUCAGUCAAUGUCUAUCAGAAGUGACAGUUAUCUUCCAGGCGAUGCACAGAAUUUGUGCAAAGAAAUCACUUACUAUCUGAAGCUGAAAGCGAACGAAGAGGACUUGAAUGAUUUUAUCGAAGUAUACCGGAGCCAUUAUUUCCGCAAUGCUUCAGUGCCGAAGGAGGCUAUUCUUGAAUCAUGCUUGCUUCACAUUCUCAAGAUGCCUUUCGACCUCAAUUCUUCUAUUAUACAUGGUCUUAUAAAGCAAUAA